CGAAAAAAAUUGCAUUUCUUCAACUCUUUCUUCUUUUUCAAACUUCCAACCCCUUUUCCGCUCCUUAUACUUUAAUUCACUGUCCUAUACGCCCACGUACCCUAUAUUCUGUAUAAUAUGCUUGACAACAAUAACAAAACAAUGACUAGCGGCAAACGGCCGCCAUUGCGAUUAAAAAAGAUAUUCUGCCCGCCCAUCCAUCAUCGCAGCAGCAGUAAAGAUCAUCAAGAGAUGGCUAUAUCACCGCCGAUUAUUGGGCAGCAGCCUAUUCGCAGUAAAAACAGCUUUUAUUCCUUAGUAUCGCCUACUCGGACAACACAGCCACCUCUGUUCAUGGGUGGCAAUGAAUGUUCUGUACUUAAUUCAGUGCCACCGCGUGUCAGCAGCAUGCCAAAGAAGAUGCCAAGGCGAAGUACAAUAUCCGCACCACGAAAUGAACAGCAGCAUCAGCACCGUCAUCAAGCGCCAUUAAGAUCAACAACAGAGCCCCCUGAGCCUCCCAAAAAGUCAUCCUCGCGACCGUCACGGCUGCCCCGUCCAACGAACAAUCCUCGCGCUACUGCACCACCGUCAACAGCAGCAACAUCGUCAGGGGGUGGUGAUCGACGCCAUUCGUUUCACAUACCGCCACAACCGUCGAUCAAUGCCUCAGUCGCAUCAGUACGAACUGCACCUGCUGCGCCAGCAAGUCAUCAUCACAGUCGCCUAGCAAACCUAGCAAACAACGUGUCAUCAUCAUCCUCUUCAUCCUCAUCAACAACUUGGUCAUCGGCGUCGUCGUCGUUGACUCCUGCAACGUCAACCUUGGCAGCAAAGAAGCGAAAUCGACAAUCAAGAGCUGCGGCUGCUGCUACAAUGCCACCGCCUCAACCGCUUCUUCAAAAGAGUCGAUCCACACCAUUGAGACGAAUCAAAGCGUACAACGUGGAUUAUGAUCACCGGUCAGAGAUGGAACGAAAGCGUAAACAAAAAGAAUUGGAAGAAUUGAUUGCCGGAGGACGCCGUGGAAGUACGCUCAAGUUGAGUUUGACGCCUCGGGGUCUUUAAAACUUAAAGGUGACCAAAGUGAGUGUUACAACCCACUUAAUGAUCGGAACUUGCUGCUGAGUUUUUGGUGCAAGUUUGAAAAAAACGCUGGAUCCAAGUUGGCCGCUCCCCUCUUCGACACUCCCAUUACCCCCCGCUUCUUGACU
Zychaea mexicana is the source of this 1193-nucleotide messenger RNA. RefSeq lists its product as uncharacterized. NCBI's taxonomy places the organism in Eukaryota, Fungi, Mucoromycota, Mucoromycetes, Mucorales, Lichtheimiaceae. The transcript has a single exon. The record is from RefSeq and is a predicted model, not a curated record. The coding region runs from base 118 to 1047 and encodes 309 amino acids.